Bemisia tabaci is the source of this 2466-nucleotide messenger RNA. Its product is annotated as probable cytochrome P450 305a1. Gene Ontology annotation, cellular component: intracellular membrane-bounded organelle; cytoplasm. Gene Ontology annotation, molecular function: oxidoreductase activity, acting on paired donors, with incorporation or reduction of molecular oxygen, reduced flavin or flavoprotein as one donor, and incorporation of one atom of oxygen; steroid hydroxylase activity; iron ion binding. Lineage: Eukaryota; Metazoa; Arthropoda; Insecta; Hemiptera; Aleyrodidae. The record is from RefSeq and is a predicted model, not a curated record. Gene Ontology annotation, biological process: xenobiotic metabolic process.
GGCGGGCGCCCAACAUUCACUGGGCGCUCAUCACCUCGCGAAUUCAGUUAAUGGUCGGGCUAACCGAGUGCCGGGCCCACCACGGCUGAAAUUUCGAUCGUCCCGGCUGAAAUUCACUGGUCAUUGACACGCGACCUUUCAGCGACUCGUCGCGGCUUUGUCUCCCGCUCUGAUAGAUUUUAAAAUUGAGUCCGGAGUUUAUUCUGUGAACGCUGGGAAUGAAAUUUUUAAGAUUGUGAUUUUGUUUUUUUAUAGUCUUCAUAGCGCAUAAAAUUUCGUGAUUAUAUUACUCGUAUUCAUUCACACAUUCGAUACAAUUUUGCGGUGUCGCUUUUUUGUUCUUUGUGCGUUAUUUUUAGUCAUCAUUCAUUUUGUCGGUCUCUACAACUCAGUGAAUGUGAAUGUUCUGUAGUUCGUGAUUUGUGGUGUCGAAUAUUCAGCUGAUUGUGAUUUGCGCGAUUUUUUACCUGCGGCAGCGAAUAUCUUCAUUUCUUUCCCCCCAAAAAUAAUUAAAUUUCAUUUUAUUUAUUUAUUUAUUUAUUACGUUGACCUUUCUUUUUACUGAGGUAGGUCCAUCGCAUGAGAAUGCACCUUCUAGUGUACAGUUUAACGACACAGUGUUGUGCUUACUUUGUACUGGAUUGGUUUCGGGGGCUUAAUAACACGUCGCGUUGAAAGACUUUUGCGGCUUCAAUUGUAUCGGGUAGUGAGCAGAAAUAUUAACGCAGGGAACGGAUAUUUUGGAUGAAAAACCUGCGUUAAAAAAAUGAUUUAUGUUGUCACCUUCCUGGUUGCAAUUCUUUUCGCAUACGUCUUCAAAAACUUCAGACGACCAAAAAAUUUCCCGCCAGGGCCCGAGGGUCUGAAAUUCGUGGGCAAUGUUCCACUAAUAAAACGACUGAGCCGUGAGCAAGGAGGCCUACAUCUAGCGUUCUCGUCUCUAGCCGAACAGUUCGAGACGUCGAUUUUAGGCCUGCAGCUUGGCUCCGAUUUAGUGGUUGUAGUCUUUUCGGAGGACAACCUUGCUGAGGUUCAUCUCAGCGAUGUCUUCCUCGCUCGGCCUGACAACUUCUUCACAAGACUCCGCACUUUCGGUGUGCGGCGAGGUAUCACGAUCACAGAUGGAGAGGUAUGGCUGGAGCAGCACAAGUUUGCACUCAAACACCUUCACCAGCUAGGAUUUGGCAAGGUGAUGAUGAAAAGUCUUAUAAAAGAGGAACUAGGAUAUUUCAUAGAAUUGCUUCGAUCUGAAAGGGAGAACAUCUGCGUCACUAAAUACCUGGCACCUUUGGUGUUAAAUGUGCUGUGGACCAUUGUGGCAGGAUCCCGUUUUUCUCUGGAUGAUCCCCAACUAAGUCGACUUCUGGAGCUUAUGAGUUCUCGAGGGAAAGCGUUUGACAUGUCUGGAGGCGUCCUCAACCAGUUUCCGUGGAUCAGGUUCUUUGCCCCCGAAAAAUCGGGAUACAAACUCAUCUCCAGCCUCAAUUCACAACUUCGUGAUUUCAUCGUGGCUGAAAUUGAAACUCACAAAAAGACUCGAACCGGUGAGAUCAGAGAUUUCAUAGAUUUAUAUUUAUCAACAAUAGAUGCUCCUGAAACAAAUAAGGAUAUAUUCAAUGAGGAUCAGCUGGUGGCAGUAUGCCUGGAUUUCUUCAUUGCUGGCUCGCAAACAACCAGUAACACCCUGGGUUUCGCUCUGCUGGCCAUGGUGCGACACCCUGAUGUUCAAACCAAAGUUCAACGAUGUUUGGAUGAUGCGGUCGUGCCGGGAACAUGCCCCAGCUUCACCGAAGAAAAAAGGCUGAACUAUGUAUCCGCGGUGCUCCUCGAAUCCAUGCGUAGCUGUCACGUGGUCCCGGUAACUGGACCUCGCCGCGCUACACAAACGACUACCGUUGGUGGUUACACUAUUCCUGAGGGAACAACAGUAUUAAUGAGCGUCCACUCAAUCUUGAACGACAAGAAGCGAUGGGGCGAUCCAGAAGUAUUCAGACCAGAAAGAUUUUUAGACAGCGACGGAAACAUUGUCAAUUCCGAGCGGUUAUAUUUCUAUGGACGAGGCAAGCGAAGAUGUAUUGGAGAGGCGCUGGCGAGGAAUUUCAUCUUCCAGUUUUUCACUAGUCUCCUCUACCACUUCGAGUUCUCAGCCACUCCCGGAAAAACCUUACCAACAACCCCUAUCCCGGGAAUCACCUUAAGUCCGCAGCCAUACUUUGUGGAUGUGAGGCCUAGACAUCCAGCACAGACCACGGAACAUAGGCAUGGAUGACCAUGUUCAUAAUUAACGUGCCAAGCGUGGACAUCAUAUAUUGGCUGCAAUAAGGACCGUUACCCAAAAUUGGUUAAUACAAAAGCGCCUGAUUGUUCCUUGGAUCCAAAAGGACAAGGAUCAAGACUGCCGUGCUAAGGAGGAAAGCCGUAUUCACAUUCGAGAGUUGCCAAAUUUCCUUCGAUAAAAUGUUCAUU